ACUUGACGGUGCCCACGCUUCUGCUUCGGAAGAGGGCUCUCUCUCCGGGUAGUGCGUGAGCGCCGCAGUGCAUGCUGGGGCCGCCUCUCUUUGGGGAAAGCGCGGGACCGAUUAAAAUACGGAUCCCGAGAGGUUGUUCGCACCCUGGAUGUAAAAGCGUGGUGGCAUCUCAGACUAGAGAAGAGUAAGAGGGUGACGUCUAAACAUGAAGCCACUUCUGACCAUCUGCAGGCUGUUUAAAAGUUUAAACAGGUUUCCUGUAAAUCCAAACCCACUUGAGAGUUUCUCUACUUCCUCUUAUUCGUGUGGCCAGAAGAAAAAAAACCCUUACGAAACAGUAGACCAAGCGAAGUACUCUCGUCUGGUACAGUCUGUCUUGUCCAGAGGCCCCACCCAGACCCCAGAGUCACUGUUCAAAGAAGAUGCUAUCCUCUAUGGUCCUGUGAGUAAGCAGAAGGCUCCAGAGCAAGGGCAGCGGCAGGCAAGAGCUCCACAGAACUGGUGUCCUCUCUUCAAUGAAGAGAGAAGUGUAAAACCACACACAAGUGUUUUUUCCAGUCCUUUGAAGAUCCCUUUGAAGAGGAAUGUGACACCCAGCGUGACUCGAAUCCUUCAGCAGACCAUGACGUCAGAGCAGGCUUUUUUUUUGGAGAGGUGGAGACAACGGAUGGCUCUGGAGCUGGGAGAAGAAGGGUUUGCAGAAUAUACUUCAAAUAUGUUUUUACAAGGCAAACAGUUCCAUGAGGCUUUGGAAAGCAUACUUGCAUCCCAGGAGAACUUAAAAGAGAGAGAAGAAUACUCCCAGUCUGGCUACAUCAAAAGUGUCCAGCAUAUUUUGAAAGAGAUCAGUGGUGUGCAAGCUCUGGAGAGCGCUGUCCAGCAUGAAGCCUUGCAGUAUGUCGGGCUGCUGGACUGUGUGGCUGAGUACCAGGGCAAGCUGUGUGUGAUUGACUGGAAGACAUCAGAAAAACCAAAGCCUUUUAUUCGAAAUACAUACGACAACCCACUGCAGGUUGUGGCGUACAUGGGUGCCGUAAACCAUGAUGCCCACUACAGUUUUCAGGUUCAGUGUGGCUUAAUUGUGGUGGCCUAUGAAGAUGGGUCCCCUGCCCACCCUCACUUCAUGGGUGAAGAGCUCUGCUCUGAGUACUGGGCCAAGUGGCUUCUUCGACUAGAAGAAUAUACAGAAAAGCAAAAGAACCAGAGUAUCCCGAAGCCAGACUAGAGGCCAGGACAUCGCUUGGGAACCGUCACACAUCUGCACCGUUUGGGGAGAGCGCUCCAUUAGCACAAGCUGAAGAUGGAAGGGGUUGGGAUGUACUGCUGCUUAAAAGUCAGAAAGUCCAAAAAUCAGCACUUGAAACACCAGCUAAUCUACCUCAGGCUGUCACCUACCUGAGAAGAGGACACACAGGAUUGGCAGGGACCUUGGUGACUUCUAGACUCC
This is a messenger RNA of Acomys russatus (golden spiny mouse), 1447 nucleotides long. RefSeq names its product mitochondrial genome maintenance exonuclease 1 (gene Mgme1). The transcript is spliced from 5 exons. Gene Ontology annotation, cellular component: mitochondrion. The coding region runs from base 206 to 1225 and encodes 339 amino acids. Lineage: Eukaryota; Metazoa; Chordata; Mammalia; Rodentia; Muridae. Gene Ontology annotation, molecular function: single-stranded DNA exodeoxyribonuclease activity. Gene Ontology annotation, biological process: mitochondrial DNA replication. The record is from RefSeq and is a predicted model, not a curated record.